AUGACCUCGAGGUCAGGGUUUGUAUUCCGGGCUGAGUGGCUAGUGGGACUGUCUCCUCAGUCAAGCCAGAAACAGCUCAAGGGCCCUAACUUCCUAUUCAGUAGAGGUCGGGAGCUGCCGUGCCACCUACGUGAGGCCCAGCCACAGCAUAACCCUGGCCAGUCUGUCCGCUGCACUCAGAAGCAGCCAGACCCGUGCUCCGAAGCCAUGGGCCUCUGCCACCUCGCAACCCCAGCCAAGAUAAGGCUCCGUGUGUGGUGGCUCCUACUGAUCCCAGCAGUGCUGGGACAGCGAGGCUCCCACAUGCAAGCUGAAGAUCGUCUCUUCAAACACCUCUUUGGGGACUACAACCGCUGGGCGCGGCCAGUGCCCAACACUUCGGAUGUGGUGAUUAUACGCUUCGGCUUGUCCAUCGCUCAGCUCAUCGAUGUGGAUGAGAAAAACCAAAUGAUGACCACCAACGUCUGGCUAAAACAGGAGUGGAGCGACUACAAGCUGCGCUGGAACCCGGCCGAUUUCAACAACAUCACAUCCCUGCGAGUCCCUUCUGAGAUGAUCUGGAUCCCGGACAUUGUCCUCUAUAACAAUGCAGAUGGUGAGUUUGCAGUGACCCACAUGACCAAGGCCCACCUCUUCUCCACGGGCACAGUGCACUGGGUGCCCCCCGCCAUCUAUAAGAGUUCCUGCAGCAUCGAUGUCACCUUCUUCCCCUUCGACCAGCAGAACUGCAAGAUGAAGUUUGGCUCCUGGACCUAUGACAAGGCCAAGAUUGACCUAGAGCAGAUGGAGCAGAUGGUGGACCUGAAGGAUUACUGGGAGAGUGGUGAAUGGGCCAUCAUCAAUGCCACAGGCACCUACAACAGCAAGAAGUAUGACUGCUGUGCUGAGAUCUACCCUGACGUCACUUACUACUUCGUCAUCCGGCGGCUGCCUCUCUUCUACACCAUCAACCUCAUCAUCCCCUGCCUGCUCAUCUCCUGCCUCACAGUGCUUGUCUUCUACCUGCCCUCGGACUGUGGGGAGAAGAUCACCCUCUGCAUCUCCGUGCUUUUGUCGCUUACCGUCUUCCUUCUGCUCAUCACUGAGAUCAUCCCCUCCACCUCCCUGGUCAUCCCACUGAUCGGUGAAUAUCUGCUCUUCACAAUGAUCUUUGUCACUCUUUCCAUCGUCAUCACUGUCUUUGUGCUCAAUGUCCACCACCGUUCUGCCAGCACUCACAAUAUGCCCCAUUGGGUACGAGUGGCCUUUCUGGGCUGUGUGCCCCGGUGGCUUCUGAUGAAUCGGCCCCUGCCACCCUUGGAGCUCUGUGACCCCCCUGGCCUGAAACUCACACCUUCCUAUCACUGGCUGGAGACCAAUGUGGAUGCAAAGAGAGAGGAGGAAGAGGACGUUGAGGACAGAUGGGUGUGUGCUGAUCAUUCACCCCAUUUGGUAGGUGCCCUUUAUAGCCACGAUGACCUGCAUCAAGAGGCCUCAGGUUCCAAGGCUGAGGUCCAAGUGCAGGAGAGUGGGCUCCUGCUGUCACCUAGCAUACAGAAGGCACUGGAAGGUGUGCACUAUAUUGCUGAUCAUCUGAGGUCUGAGGAUGCUGACUUUUCGGUGAAGGAAGACUGGAAAUACGUUGCCAUGGUAAUCGAUAGAAUAUUCCUCUGGCUGUUUAUCGUCGUCUGCUUCCUGGGCACCAUUGGACUCUUUCUUCCUCCGUACCUGGCUGGAAUGAUUUGA
Messenger RNA from Chrysochloris asiatica (Cape golden mole), 1725 nucleotides. It is a transcript of the gene CHRNA2, whose product is annotated as cholinergic receptor, nicotinic, alpha 2 (neuronal). The transcript is spliced from 8 exons. Gene Ontology annotation, molecular function: transmembrane signaling receptor activity; acetylcholine-gated monoatomic cation-selective channel activity. Gene Ontology annotation, biological process: signal transduction; nervous system process; regulation of membrane potential. The coding region runs from base 1 to 1725 and encodes 574 amino acids. The record is from RefSeq and is a predicted model, not a curated record. Gene Ontology annotation, cellular component: neuron projection; synapse; postsynaptic membrane. Lineage: Eukaryota; Metazoa; Chordata; Mammalia; Afrosoricida; Chrysochloridae.